Messenger RNA from Camelina sativa (false flax), 2670 nucleotides. NCBI's taxonomy places the organism in Eukaryota, Viridiplantae, Streptophyta, Magnoliopsida, Brassicales, Brassicaceae. The record is from RefSeq and is a predicted model, not a curated record.
AUGGCAUCAAGUGAUUUUGAACCCCUUGCACUACCAGAACCAACAUAUGGUAUGGGUUUAGAACCAAUUGUUGGAGCAAACAUAUGUCAACAUUCGGACUUAAGCCUAGUUGCCAAAGUUAAACAUACAUUAGGAAAAGCAUCUUUCACGAAGCUUCAAUCUUCCUUCCUUGGGCACAUCAUCAAUCUUUCAGCCAGAGACAUUGUAUUUUCUGGGAAAAUAUUCUACUACUUGAUGCUGAGAAGGCUGAAGACAAGAGGGAGAAACUUAUGGUUUACAGUCGACAUGCAACCUCUUCGGUUUUCCAUGAGAGAGUUCUUCCUUACAACAGGGAUUCAAUGCGAACCUAUUCAUAGAGAACCAAGGAAUAACGGCAAAGAUCCAAUUAGUGAUCCAUAUUCUUGGGCGGUGAGAGGAGAUUACACUUUAACUCAACUUCAAUAUCGACUAUUUAAUGAACCAGAAGAGGGUGAAGAACCUUUGGAUGACAAGGAAAAGGAAUGCCUCGCUGCAGUUGUAUUAACAGAAGGUAUUUUGAUGACACCAAAUUCAACAGAGAAGAUACCUCUGUCUAGGCUGAAGCAUGCAUCGGAUUUCGAGAUGUAUACAGCCCAACCAUGGGGCAAGGAAGCGUAUAACAUUCUCGCCACAUGCAUUCAGAAAUUCGAUAAAAAUACUUGGUUCAAAGGUCAGUAUAGUGUCAAGGGAUUUCCCAUGGCAUUAUAUAUAUGGGCCUUGAGUGCUGUUCCAAUUUUUGGUGAUAAAUUUGCGAGAAGAUGUAAUUUUUCCAGAACAUUCUAUCCACUGAUUCUCAACUGGCAAUCAAGUCGUUUUGCAAGGUUUGAUGAUGUUGUUGAAGCUAUUAAGACAGCAACUUGUGUUGAAGUCAAAACAAUAAUUGGAGAUCCAGAAGAAUAUAAGCAUUUGGUUGAUAAAGAUGACAAUGAUUUUGAAGAAGUUAUUGGCUUGGUUAUGAAAGGCUAUAGGUUGAAGAAAGAAGAAUGGUCUACAAGAUUAGUUGAUAUUUACUGUGCUUUGGGAGAGUUGGGUGACAAAAUGGGGGAAAAAUUGCCAGACUUUGAGAAACAAGAGAAAAUGGAGAAAAAUUUGUCAGAUUCAGAAAAACUUGACAUAAUCCUCUUUAUGUUAGAUGACUUCAACAAAAGACUAGAAGCCAUUGAAGAAGCUGUCAAAACCACAUCAGGGAAAGAUAAGGAUAAAGGAUCUCACGAAGAUGAAGAUGGACAGAAUAGAAAUGAAGAGGUUAUAAAUGAAGAGGCUGGCAAACAAAAUGUUGAUGGAGAUAUUGCUAGAGAAGAUUUCGUAGAAAGCCAGUCUGCAGAUUCUGUCCGUCCAUCAAACACACAAGAUGGGAGCUACGCUGCAGAUGAUGAAAACACUCAAAAAACUGGUGGUGAUGAUGGUAAUUACUUUGAAGAAACACCAAAGGAUAAAUCUCCUUCUCCACGCCCUUCUACACCAAAAUUUGAUCUUCUUUCUGAAGAAGAUGAGGAUAGUGGAAAAGAUAAAAGCAUUGAUAAAGAGAAGGGAGCAAGCAGUAAGAAGAGAGUUUUGAGAGAGAGAAAACAGAGAAAGUGUAAGCAAAGCAAUGAUGGUGAUGAUGAUGUUAUGAACAGAAAAGAGAGGAAGAAGCGUAAACCAAGUGACAACCCAGAUGCUGAUAUUCAAGCUAGAGAAGGGCCACAGAAAAAGAAGAUUAAAUCUGAUGAUGUUGGUGGUGUGCAAAGAAAAAGUGAACGAAAUACAAUUCCUUCUAUUCACACUCAGCCGCCUUACACGGCCGAGAAGAAGAAGGACCCAAUACUUUAUCCUUUUUCCAAAGUUGAUAAGACCCGGUUAGAUGUAUUUAGUGACUGGAAGAAUUCAAGGAAAGCAAAGCAACUAACAAUUCUGGGUAAAAAAGUUGAUGCCAAGUGGUUCACAACACUAGAGACGCCAGGGAAGUCGUUAACAACAAUGCAUGUUGAUACAGUUGUGAAGUUGUUAAGCAGAAGAGAAGAAAGUCAUCCGCACUUCUAUAAAAGCAAAUCAUUGACGUUGGCUGAAACUUCUUUUUUGAGAGAGAUUGAUGAAUAUUACUCAAUAUUCGUUGACAACAAAGAUGAAUAUGAGUUCCCUGAAGAAGGAUUCAGUCAACUCUUCAAGGAAGCACCUACAAACAAAAUACUGGCGCCAAUGUUGGUUAAGGAAAGGCUUUGGAUGCCAUUGAUGAUCAAUUUGGAGAAGAAGGAGAUGAUUAUCUACGACUUGGGCAAGCAUUUCUACACCAACAAAAUUAAAGACAAACAGGUGGGUGCAUAUGCUGUUGCAAUGCCUUAUAUUGCCCAGAAGAAGUUUGGGAUGAAAAAUGAUACAAAGAAAUCUCCGUUCAGAAUCAGUAUUAUAAAUUGCAUACCUCAGGUUGAUAAGAUUGAAGAUAGUGGUGUCUUCAUGCUGAAGACAAUCGAAUGUUUGGCUAUGAGCAUAACAACACAUGGCAAUCUUAAAAAUGAGUCAAUUGGUGAUUUACGGAAGAAAAUGGCGGUUGAUAUCUUUGCAGAAUUACAAAAUGACUAGGAUAAUGGAAGUUUGCAUCUUGCUGGUAUAUGAACGUGAUCGCAGGAAUGGUGCUUUAGAUUAUUGCAUCAAGAACAAUAUUUUUGCAUCAAG